Peronospora matthiolae is the source of this 912-nucleotide messenger RNA. The record is from the annotation of a GenBank genome assembly. Lineage: Eukaryota; Oomycota; Peronosporomycetes; Peronosporales; Peronosporaceae.
AUGGGCAUCCAUGCUGUUAGCGUCAUGCUAGAGGCUCUCAAUAGAGAUGCCCAACAUGCUACUAUCGCCAAGUUCAUUCAAAAUGAACUUGACGCAGAACGCGAGAAAGUAGCCUUGCUUCACCAACAAGGUUCUCAACAAGCAGAGUUGUUGAGAGAACAAGGUGCUCAACAGUUUGAACUGUUGAGACAGCAGCAGGCUGCUGCUGGCGGGUCGAUGCACUCGCGUCGGCCCGAGACUUUGAAGAUUGACAUCUCAAAGUAUAGGGGGGUCGAAGAAGACUCCCUCUUGAGAUGGUUCGUCGAGUUGGAUGACGCCAUAAGGGCGCGUCGCAUCGACGACGGGGAUAUGCAAGUUGCAUUUGCCCAGUCAAAUCUGGCAGGACGUGCCAAGACUUGGGCACUGGGGCUCAAGCUGCACGACCCAUACGCGUUUGGGUCGUUGGAAGUCUUCAAGUCGCGGCUCAGACAAACGUUUGAACCGCCUAGAGCUGAGUUCAGAGCUCGAACCGAACUCUUGAAGCUCAAGCAGGGUAAGCGUGAUGUGCACGCUUACGCUCAACAUAUACGACAUCUCACGAGUUGUAUAAGUUCCAAUCCGGUGGAUGAACACACGUUGGUUUCGGUGUUCAUGCAGGGUCUUGCGGAUGGUCCCGUCAAGACUCACCUGUUCCGGCUUGAACUAGAUUCACUAGAACAAGCCAUUUCAAUUGCGGAGCAGGAAGACUUCAGUCUGAGACAGGCUCGCGCCAGCUCGACAUCAUAUCGUCAACCGAGACGAUAUGACAACGGAGGUCCAGAGCCGAUGGAACUCUGUUAUGUAGAGAGCGAGAAGGCUCGCUCUACAGGCUACAAGAAGUUGCAGAGAUGCAACAGAUGUCAAAGAGACAGGACACUACGCUUACGAGUGUAG